Sceloporus undulatus (fence lizard) is the source of this 2293-nucleotide messenger RNA. Its product is annotated as carbohydrate sulfotransferase 14-like. Bases 232 to 1353 code for a protein of 373 amino acids. Gene Ontology annotation, biological process: carbohydrate biosynthetic process; dermatan sulfate proteoglycan metabolic process. The record is from RefSeq and is a predicted model, not a curated record. Gene Ontology annotation, cellular component: membrane. Lineage: Eukaryota; Metazoa; Chordata; Lepidosauria; Squamata; Phrynosomatidae. The transcript has a single exon. Gene Ontology annotation, molecular function: sulfotransferase activity.
GCGUCACUUCCGGAAACGGCCCCUUCCUGAGGCAGCGGGCGGGACAUCCGGUCCCUCGUGUUGCCGUUGCCGCCGCCGCCGCUUCCGCUUCCUGUGCGGCCGGCGCCCGGGGUCUGAGUCGGAGGGAGCAGCCUGGCCUCGCCGCGUGGAGGCGUCCGAUGGGGCUGGCCGAGGCUAAGCGACUGGAGCCCUGCUGGGCCUGAAGCGCGGCCCUCCCUGGUCCCUCGGGGGAUGUUUCCGCAGCCCCUGCCGCCUUCGGUGCCCAGAGGCCCAGCCAUGGCGGCGGCCUCGUCCGGGCGGAGAGCGGCGGCGGCGUCUUCCCGGAGCCGGUCCCGCGGGGGCGGUGGCGGGGCGGUGCUGCUGCCGUCCAUGCUGAUGUUCGGCGUGAUCGUGGCCUCGAGCGGGCUGCUGCUCAUGAUCGAGAAGGGGAUCUUGGCGGAGGUGAGGCCUCUCCCGCUCCAUCCCUGGCGCGGCGGAGAGCGGCCCUGGCGCCCGAGCCUGGCCAGAGGGCGGGGGGCGGAGGAGGGGCAGCGGGUGCUCCAGGACACCCGCAACCGGACCAUCCGGAGCGCCUGCGGGCAAAGGGCGGCGCCUGGCGGCGUGUGGGAGCUCCCUUCGGGGCAGAGGAGGACCCUCCUGAAGCACCUGCUGGUCAGCGACAAGCACCGCUUCCUCUACUGCUACGUCCCCAAAGUGGCCUGCUCCAACUGGAAGCGGGUGCUGAAAGUGCUGGGCGGCGCCCUGGAGAGCGUGGAGGCCAAGCUGAAGAUGGACCACAAGAGGGACCUGGUCUUCCUGGGAGACAUGAAGCCCCAGGAGAUCCGCUACCGCUUGAAGCACUACUUCAAGUUCUUGUUUGUGAGAGACCCCAUGGAGCGGCUGCUCUCUGCCUACAGGAACAAGUUCGGAGAGAUCAAGGAGUACCAGCUGAAGUACGGCCUGGAAAUCGUCAGGAGGUACCGGAAGAGCCCCGGGGGAAGCACUGGGGACGACGUCACCUUCCCCGAGUUCCUCCGGUUCCUUCUGGACGAAGACGUGGAGAGGAUGAAUGAGCACUGGAUGCCCAUUUAUAACCUGUGCCAGCCCUGCGCAGUCAGAUACGACUUCAUUGGCUCCUAUGAAAGGCUGCAGGAAGACGCCAACUUCGUUCUGGAAAGGGUCCAAGCGCCUUCGUCUGUACGCUUCCCAGAACGGCAGCCAUGGUACAAGCCAGUGACGCCUGAGACUCUGCAUUACUAUUUGUGUAACACCCCAAAGGGGCUCAUAAGGGAACUGCUCCCAAAGUACAUCAUGGAUUUCUCUCUGUUCGCUUACCCUCUUCCAAACGUCACAAAGGAAUUUUGCAGGCAAUAAACAUUUCCCACCAGAAAGCAAGCUCUCUCCUGUGGAAUUGGCUAAAUACUCCCUUUUAGGACAUUAAACGCCUUGCUAUAUAUGUUGCCUUUACAUUUAAAAUAGCUUUGACUUUUAUACAGUAUGCAUUUCUGCCGCUGAAUAGCAGCACAAUACGUCUUCAUAACUCCUUUUGUAUAUUUUAGUGGAAGAAACUUUUAUACAGGAACCAAAAUAGCAACUGCAGGACAGUCACUUUUCCAGAAGAAAUUGCAACAGGAAAACCAAGAGCUCAAGUAUCUACGUAUUUGUAGCGUAUCUACACUCAGGGCCAUAUAGGGCUGUGUGUGAGGGCAAUAAUUUUAUACUGUUUCUAUUUUUACUUCAGUAUUAAACUAAAAUUAGUCAUUAUUUUUAUUUAUUGAUCUUUGUAGAAAUAUUUAGACUGAAGUCUUACAGACCACUACAGUAUGUGCAAGCAAGUCCUAUUCAAUCCAAAGGAUCUUUUUAUCUGUGCAGUAAAAACAAAUUACGAUGACAUAAUAAAGACUAACAUGUUUAUUAUAUAUAUUAUCUAGUAUUUUCAUUGUAUUAUAUUGCUUAGAGUUAAAGGACAGAAAGGGAGGGUGUGUGUGUGUGUCAUACAUACAAAAUAAUUGGAAGCUUGGUAUACUAUUGGUUCAAAUAUGCUUUGUAAAUUCCUUACUUCAGUAGUUUGGCAGGGUGCUAUCUCACUCUCUUUUUCUUCCCUUCUCUCUUAAUAUUUAUGUUGUAUUUGCUAAUGUUUUAACAUUUGUUGUUUAUUGUUCUUGUGUGCCUGCAAGUCAUUUCCAACUGAUGGCAAACCUAAGGUGAACUUAUGGGGUUCUCUUAACACGUUUCAUCAGAGGGGUUCAUCCUUAGGCUGGGAGUGUGAUUUGUCUCAGGACACCUAGUGGGUUUCCAUGGCCAAGCGGGGAUU